UGUGUACGGCCGUGGAUGCCGAACGCAGCCCUGUGUGCCGGGUGGCUCCAGCCCCGUCCGGGUGGGCACAACCCCGUGUCCCGCGGCCCCGCGUCCAUCGGCCCCGUGUUCAUAAGCCCCGUGUCCCGCGGCCCAGCCCCGCGCGGCGGCUCCGUGCCGGCACAGCGCGGGCAGCCGGGGAACCUCGGGGCGGGGCAGGGGCGGCCCCACCCGGCGUGGAGUAGGCAGCGCGGGGGCCUUACGGCGGCAAGAUGGCGCCCAAAGGGAAAGGCGGUGGAAAAGGCGGCGGCAAAGCCGGGAAGGGUUCGGCACAUCCUGUGCGAGAAGCACGGCCGGGCCAUGGAGGCUAUGGAGAAGCUGAAGUCAGGACAGCGCUUUAGCGAGGUGGCGGCACAGUACAGCGAGGACAAGGCCAGGCAAGGGGGGGACCUGGGCUGGAUGACCAGAGGCUCCAUGGUGGGACCAUUCCAGGAGGUAGCAUUUGCCCUGCCUGUGAGCAGCAUGGACAAACCCGUGUACACAGACCCUCCCGUCAAGACCAAGUUUGGAUACCACAUUAUCAUGGUGGAAGGCAGAAAAUAAAAUGUGAAUGACCACGA
Molecule: messenger RNA, 599 nt
Organism: Vidua macroura (Pin-tailed whydah)
Lineage: Eukaryota; Metazoa; Chordata; Aves; Passeriformes; Viduidae
Gene: PIN4
Product: peptidylprolyl cis/trans isomerase, NIMA-interacting 4
Exons: 3
Coding region: 16-582 (188 amino acids)
Biological process (GO): rRNA processing
Molecular function (GO): DNA binding; peptidyl-prolyl cis-trans isomerase activity
Source: RefSeq, a predicted model, not a curated record